ACUACUAACAGGGUUCUCGAGCUUCCUAUUGCGUAGUAUUCUGUGCGAAAAUGUCAUUGAAUUUUUUACUUCUAUUUAUUCGUUAUAAUGCUUCACGAGCUAAUAAACCAGAUCCCGCAAAUUUUAGUUUUUCGUUAUAAAAUGCUGGAAGCUAAUGAUGAUAACAAAAUUAAUAAUGUAAUGAUUGAUACAUAUCAGUACUCAAACACGUACAAAAUGUAUGCCUCUGAUGUAUUGAAGGUUAUAAUUUAACUAUCUUCAACUAUGAGGGGAUAUAAGGUAACUGAUGCUAGUCGCAGCAAAAGAGUUGGUGUAGCCUGCCAAAGUCUUCAAGAGCUGAUUGAGAAGGGCUGUAGAAAGCUGAGCAUUGAUCAUGCACUGCAAAAGAAAAUAGUUGUGCAGUUAGAAGAUGGUACUGUGGUUGAUGAUGAAGAGUAUUUUACUACAUUGCCUCAGAACACACUUUUGUUGUUCUCUUUGCCAGGACAAGAUGUUCUUACUGUUGGUGGAAUUAUUUAUGAUGCCUUACAAAAAAUCAACCAUGAUUUCCUGAAAGCUGCGGAAAUGUCGUCAGAAUUUUUCACUGAAGAUAUGAAAAACAAAUUUAAAGCCCUUGGUGAAGUGCUUCUAAAACAAAAGAAUACAGGAAAGAGAUACAGAAGUAAUGUAGAGGAUGAUUCUCAAUGGUUUGAAGAACAAUACAAGUCAAACCGUAGGUUCAGAGAAAAGAUAGAUAGUGUUAUUGAAUCAUUUCGCAAGAAAUUGCUUGGAGUGCAAUACUUCGGUACAUAUUUUGAUCGGAAAGCACAGAAGCCUCAACCUAAACUCUGCAAUGAAGACGGAGAAUUCAACUGCCAAGGAAUAUGGCAUAAAUCAACUUGCUCUUAUGUGAAUCACUACAUAAAUCCAUAUGACAGUCGUGAGGCACGAAUUAUCUUUUCCACUUGGAACUUGGAUCACAGAAUUGAGCGCAGUCGCACAAUAUUGCCAGCGCUGCUUGUUGCUGCUGAAGAUGCUCUGAGACGGGACAGCCAAAUUAAUGAAGACUACUUCUUCAGUCUCCUGUUCACUACAGUCAAUCUCAAAUUAGUUCAUAUUGUCUGUCAUGACAAAGGAUCACAUGAUUUGUCUUGUGAUUCUUCCCAGUUCACCAAGUGAACAUGCCAAUUUAUUGUAGUAGAGAAAGGGAACAAGACUUCUCUUUAUAUGUUGUACUUAAGCCUUCAACUUUUCACACUGCUUUUGCUGUGUGGCCAAUUAUAAAAAGUAUUCUAUAUUUUAUGAGAAGGUAAAUGUAUGUGAAUGUUAGUAACUAGGUUUGUGUCAGAUUGAAAGUUUAUAUUUGUGUUGUUGAAUGCUUAGUGUUGUAAUUUAGUAUACAACUUGACUGGAUCAAAGUAUUAUUUUUCCAUAUAAAAUUUUUGCAAGUUGAUACUGCCUUUAAUUUUUGCACCUUGCCAGAUUUAAAAAUAAAUAUGACGAUAUUUCUCUAAUAGAAAUUAUAACUGUUUUAAAAUCUAUUGACUUGUUAUGCAGGGUGCUAUAGAAAUAUGAAAUUAUCUUUAAAAAAUAUAUUAUGUGUAUAUGCUAAUAGUGUUACAUAUUAAUAGUGUUUGAUAAAUGUGUUGAAAUGAUGCCGAUCCCAUGGACAGUAAUUUUGAAACUAGGUUUUGUUUAAAAAAAUAAAUGAUCACUUUCAUUGAAGUGGACAUUUUGUAUGGUUUGUUAUAAUUUUUCUCUUGUAAUAACAUUGCUGGUUACCAAUAGCAACUGGAAUAACCUCAUCUGGGUUGCUGGAAAAAACAGCCAAAGAAGAAUGUUUUGAUGAGCAUUGUUGUUUUUGCAGUAUUGUUGCGGAUGACACUUUCAUCUGCUGUUAUUCUUCAUUUUUCAAAUAAAAUUACUGAAAAUUUUAUUUGUCCUUAUUGCUAAGAGUAAUUAUUUCCUACCAUUGCGCUUGUAAUUGGAAGCAGAAGUCAACUAGUUCAGUGUCGUUUAUGCUGAUAAUAGUGUGUGUUUUCUUAUGUUAUUCAAGAAAAUUAUUGGAUAAAUGACUAUAAUAAUUUGUUUCAUCCAUGUAAUCAUAGGUACCAAAUUUGUAGAAUGCAUAUCAAGACUAUGUUUAAAGCCUGGUUUAUCUGAAUCUUGAUUUAACAUAUUGGGUUGUAUACACCCUCAGAGUAAUGAUCUUGACAGAAAAUUCAUUGUGUUAUUGAUAAUAGGAGGUCCUAUCUUUGUCCAGGCCUGUUUUUGAAAAUUGUCCACCAAUUUCAUUGUUAAGGUUGUGAACAUGGUACUAUAGAGUUCAUUAUUGCUCUUAGAGUUAAUAAGUAAGUGGUGUAGAGUCAGACAAAUAUUCUCAAAUAAAAGAAGUAGUUCAGUGUCAAGUAUGUUAUCUAAAACUGGAAGAAAUAGGAGAGACUCAGAGAUGUGUAGAUCUCUGUGCUUGUGUGUGUAAGUGUUAGAAUAUGAAGCAACAACUUUAAUCAUAUGCUAUUUUCUCUCCUACUAGUUGUUUUCUUCACUAGUUCUUGUCCAAUCAUAUGAAGUUUUCAAUCAGUUUCCUAUGAGAUAACAUACUGACAUUACUUGAAUUAUUUUGAAAAUUAGAUUUUAACUUUUACUUUCUUCUUGAUUCUGUGUUUUUCCCAUUUUUAGAUAAAAUAAAAUUUGUUUAAAACUUUUGUUACUUUUGUGCAAAUGCAAAUUAUAUGUAAACAGAAUAUGUACGUUCAGUGCAGGAAGAAACAUCAAAUGACAUUUUCAAGAGAAAUAUGUGCACAUAAAAUUAGAGUAAACAUUGUUCAAUGUUGAGAUAUUGCUAUUAUAUAUAAAUGAAUAAGUAAAUGACUGUAGCUGGUGAAGCACCCUUAAACUUCAAUCAGUUAUAGAAGUAUAAUUUUUUUUUACUUAACUAGUACAGAAAAUGAGACUAUGGCAUUCAAAUGAAAUAAUGACGGAAAAGUGAUGACACGAGCCUUGUUUGACCCUUUGAAGUGAGUUCUCCAAAGACACUUUCAUACAAGGUGUGUACGUUAUUUUUUAGUAUGAAUUUAUGGAACUUACAAUUACUUUUAGGAUCAUUUGCAAUAUGUGAGGUGGCAUGUUAAUUCAUGUUGCUUCAAUAUUUUGUUUACUUUGCACUACUCGGUUCUUUUGUAUGGCCAUAACUUCUUUGAUGUACUCGUAUGACAAGUCUAUUUUACCAUAUGCGAACCACAAACAAACACUUUCCAAUCAGUAAACUAUGAAGAUGGUAACAACUAGUCUUCAUGCAAGAUUGCUGAAAAGUAAAUAUAUGUUCAUAUUUAUAUUCUGAUAUAAUAUAGACUUACAUUUGUGAGGGACUUUUUCUAUGAGUAUUCCUUUCUACAAUUUUUGAAAGCGUAGACUGCUGAAUUUCGCAGUAUUUUAUUUGCUGCUUUACAAAAACUUGCAGCUUUAAAGUUCCUUCCAAUUAGUCCUCUUAGGUACUAUCAGUCAAGUUUAUAGCAAAGAAUAGUUUGUGUUUCAUUUCUCAUCUCUCCUUACUCAGAUCCCAUGGUAUUGUUCGCAAAAACUUACUGUAGUAUAUUCAAAUACGCAUACUCUCUCUUUUAUCAUUUGUUUAUCUUAAAUUGUAUAAAUUUGAUCUCAGUUUUGAGCAAUAAAUAGCAUUGAUGUGACUAGCUUUAUGAUCGUCCAUAUUAUAUAUACUAUGUGGAACAACAUGAGAAUUUCAUGCAAAAAAGUAUUAUUUUUAAAGAUCUAAAUGAUAAAACUAAGUAUCUAAUGACAUUUUUACCUUAAGGUAUGUAAACUAUUUUUACUAUUGUGUAUUUAUCAGAUGGUAUAUCCGAGAGUGUUACUAGGGGUGAUCCUCCAUGUAGGAAUUGUAACAAAUAAUAAACAAACCAAUAAUACCAUGAAUUCUAGUUUUUUAAAUGCUUGCGAACAACUAUAACUGUUCAAGUAGAGAUGGUCAUUAUAAGGGUAAUUCAAUGAACGUACCACCAGGUGCUGCUUAAAUCAUUGUAGAGACAUCAUUUAUAAUCCCUUUUAUUGAUCAUUCUAAACAUCUGGAUACAACCAUGCUCAAAUUUUCUGAAGUUUGGUUUAUUAUAUAUGUUGCACAGGAUAUAUUCAUUUUAAGAACUAUUUGGAGGUAAAGGGUAAAUUAACAAAUGACCUAGAUCUCAUAAAAUAUCUUACCUAAUAUUACCAAAGAAUUGACCAAAAUGUGGCGUAAAAGAAUAAAUUGUGUUUGUGUGUGUUUUGAAAUUUCUGGGAAUUUAACGAUUGCUUGGAAAGAGUUUUAGUCUGAAUUUUCCACCAGAGAACAAACUUGCAACUUGAAACAUGUUUUAAUUGACUUAAAAUGGAUGAAAUACAAGGGAAGAAUUAAGAAGUAGGAAGAAUUCUUGAGUGCACGUUGAUUUGUUAUAUUUUUUAUUUUCAUAUGAACAAUUAGGCCUUUACAUGGCAUCGUAGAAAAAUUUAUCUUCUAUAAUUAGGCCUUUAACUUCUCAGUGUACCUGAAAACAGUAGAUUCUGGUUGUAGUUAACUUCUGGGGACUAACAUUUUAGGUUCAGUAUAUCAAUGUUCACUAUAUCCGAUGAUGUCAAAAUUAAGAAUUUCUCCAUAACAAUUGAUUUUAAUGUGGAGAUGCAGAAAAACACAUUUACAGCACAAACUGAAAAUUACAAUGUCUUCAUUUGUUCUUUAGAAAAUUAAUUAUUUUUAAUUGUUUCCUUUGUAGAUUUUUCGUUAGUAAUUCCUCUAAAUCCUUCUCUAGAGUUCAUGCUCUCUCCAUACUUCGUUCUGCAUUGCCCUCUGUAUCGAAGUAUCACAAUGCAGUCUUCACACUGUUUAAUAUCUCUUGCACUGUUAGAACACAGUCCCAUUCUCCAAAGACCCUUGUUCUCACCUAAUAACAUACAAGAUGCUUUCGGUGGCAGAAUGGCGCAAGCAGCUAAUGAAAUUGAUUGCUUUUCUGCAUGGCAUGAUGGAUAUUGUCAGACUGUGGUAGUCACAUUCUUCCUGUUGCCUACAUAGAACUUAAGACGCAUUGACCCACAAAAUGUCAAAUAACACCAAACUUGAUACUGAUGCAAGCAAUUGUGUGGUGCUGCCGCCAGUUGUAGCCCACACAAGACAUGACCUUAGUUUUCACAAUGAAACUGUCAUAAAUCAUCAGUGAGGUUCCCAUUCCGAGUCCGCUACCUUCACCUCAGGGGAGACUUCUUCAAUUAUCACCUUUGGCUGUAUGCUUUCCAAGCUGCUUAGUGUUGGCUUUUGUGGCUUGAUGCAAUACAUUAUUUUUCAGAAUGUAUUUCCUUCAUUCACUGUAACUGAGGUUCAGGUUCACUAAAAAAGGAUAUUCUUAUGAUUCUUAUUUGUUAUGUAAGUGAAACGGGACUAGUGACUUUAACUUCACUAUCUCAAGAGUUCACUAUAACUAGAGUCGACUGUAUAUUCUCUUAAAUGGUGCUUGUGUACCUUUUUUGGAAUUAGUGUGCUUCCAUUUUUCUCAUUGCUACAGCAAAUUUUCUUAACAUGUGUCAAUUUGGCGUUAAUAUGCAUUAUUUGGGUUUCAUAAACUGCUCAUAUAUUAGAUAUUUUUGUGCAUCACUGUUGUUAGAAUGCCAUCAUGAGAGCGUAUUUUCAUAAUAAUGAUAAUAUGAAAUUUACAACUUGCUGUCUCAAAACACUUUCAUAUAUUCUAUACAGAUAAAACUUGUCAUUCUGUCUUAUAUUCUUACUUCUACAUAUUUAUUUUUUUCUUAUUUAUGGGGAAAGUAAUGUUGUCAUUGAAAUAUAGGGAAUUAAUUAGCUUUUACUUGUGGUAUUUAAUUAUGUUAUCAAAUUUAAUAAUUUAAUUACAUAUUAUUUUAUAAAGGAAUUCAUUUGUAAAUGACAAUGCCCCCAAAUUUUCAAGUUUAUAAUUCUUUUCUGUAAUAUAAUUUAUUUGUCAUAUUUACUUUUGUAGUGCCUUUAUCUAUCUUUUUUGUUAUAUUCAGUGGUGAUUUUAAGAUUGUUAGAAUCUGUAGAGAUAUUUGAUCAAUUUUGUUAGCACUUGUUGCAUCCACUUCCCUACUUUGAAUAUUCACACGCUUAUCUUGAAUAUUCAUUCUUUGUGCUAUUUUAACCCUUAACUGACAUGGCAUGUUUCCGAUCUCUGAGGAGCACAUAUUUCAUAUUGUUCUUUUCUCAUUUUUCAUACCUUGUGCCUCUAGCUAUCAGAUGCUGUCUUUUUCCUAAUGGGCAUCCAAUGUCAAUUGUUAGUGAAAUCCUAGAUUGAUUGAUGUUUUACUUUUUUAUUUGACUCUCAAAAGAUUUUUGUUCUAAGAGAGAUACUAUGAUAAUGCUAAGUGGAAUGCCAUGAGCAUAAAAAAAUGGUCUCGUUGAGUUAUACUUAUUUCUUUCCUCGUCAACGAGAUUGUAAAGGUAUGUUGGCUAUGUUCGGCCCUUCCAUAUGAAGAGAAAGAUGAAAGUCACCUCCAAUCAACAUCAGGCAAAUGCUGGAGCAGUACCCUAACAAACAGGCCACGGAAUGUGUGCAAUCUUUCCUUCCCCGUUCAUGUCCCCCUUACUUACAUACCCUUACACUCUCAUGCUCUACACUAUCACAACUGGUUGGAGAAAAUCCCUGCAAGUAGCCAACGUAGGAUGGUGUCAGAUUUCACCAACCAGCAGGGGAAAAUCACCAACACCACCUACGAUAAAAACAUGCACUUCAAUUAUGGGACUAAAGAGCUUGGUAGUUGUUGUGUCCGGAAUCCUCGGUCAAUAAAUUAAAGUCGCAUGCUGCAUGUCAGUGGUUUAAAGCAGAAAUGUUUGAAAUAGCACUAAGAUUUCGCAAAAGCCGUAUACCAAGAUAAGUAUGUGAUGUAAGGUGACAUUUUAUUUUCAACCCUCAUCUUGUUACUUACGCAACGUCCUUUUUUAAUGAAUCUUUUUAUGAAAUUACUAUUUGAAUUUAAAUUGUUUUUGACAAGUCAACUUUUAGUGAGUUUGUAACUC
Molecule: messenger RNA, 7003 nt
Organism: Gryllus bimaculatus (two-spotted cricket)
Lineage: Eukaryota; Metazoa; Arthropoda; Insecta; Orthoptera; Gryllidae
Source: the annotation of a GenBank genome assembly